Messenger RNA from Glossina fuscipes, 759 nucleotides. RefSeq names its product pre-mRNA-splicing factor Slu7-like. Gene Ontology annotation, cellular component: spliceosomal complex. Gene Ontology annotation, biological process: mRNA splicing, via spliceosome. Gene Ontology annotation, molecular function: pre-mRNA 3'-splice site binding. NCBI's taxonomy places the organism in Eukaryota, Metazoa, Arthropoda, Insecta, Diptera, Glossinidae. The record is from RefSeq and is a predicted model, not a curated record. The annotation marks the transcript as partial. The transcript is spliced from 5 exons.
AUGGUUAGUACAAGACAAAACGUUUACCUUCGUUUGAUUACUUUUUAUUGUCACCUAUUAGAGCAAUGCAGUGGCAAAUAUCGUAAACGUAAGGAUUGCUUGGAGAGACCACGUAAAGUUCUUGCAAGGUAUGCGAAUUCUUUAGUCGUUCACGAUGAACAUAUUGUGCAAGAUGAAGCCGUAAAUUAUGAUGAGAAAAGAGAUCGUUGGAGUAGUUAUGAUCCCGCCAAUCAUCGCGAAAUUAUAGAAGAAUAUGAGAAGGUGGAAGAAGCUGAACGGCAAUUAAAAGCCGAAAAAUUAAAGAAUGAUCCUGAUGCGGAAAUAUCUGAUGAUGAUGGGAACGAGGAUAAAUAUGUUGACGAAGUGGACAUGCCAAGAACUAAAGUGGAUUCAAAACAACGUAUUACAGUGCGCAACUGACGUAUACGUGAAGAUACCGCCAAGUACCUCCGUAACUUGGAUCCUAAUUCGGCCUAUUAUGAUCCCAAAACCAGAUCCAUGCGGGACAAUCCAAAUCCACAAGUACCAGCAGAAGAGUCAGAGUUUGACAGUGAAAAUUUUGUUCGCUUUACCGGAGACACCACAAAACACGCUGGUGCUCAAUUGUUCGCAUGGGAGGCUCAUGGUAAGGGGGUCGAUGUUGAUUUAUUGGCUGAGCCUACUAAGCUGGAGCUGUUACAAAAGGAAUACGAGAAAAAGAAGGAACAAUUCAAACCAAGUACGAAGGAACAUAUUGUGGAAAAGUAUGGCGGUGAAGAA